AUGAUUUAGUAUCAGGCUCAUGGUAACUGAGGCCAAAGGUGGUGCUGCAGGCUCAAAGCAGAUUACUAGAUAUUGCGUCUCACCAUCAUCAAUUUGCAUCAAUACUCCAGGGUUCUAUUCCGUAAGCUAGAUGACCAAAAACCAACUGUCUUGGCGGCUGUAGGAUUCCGCAGGUACUAAACAGCGGUCGAAGCACAUCGACCCCAUCCUCAGACUAACAGUGGUGCCUUACGCCCUACGGUAGACGCCAGCGAUGAAAGCGAAUGACGGAUAAAACCCAGGGAGUGCUCCUGGGAAAAUAGCUAGGCGCCGACCAAAACCUCCCUUGCUCCCCCAACAUGACAGUGGCGGGGUCAGCAGCAGCGCAGUUCGCUUCAAUUGAGGAGCUUCUCCUAAUCCUUGCUCAUCAUGUCAAUGACCAUGGCACUCUCUGGUCCCUCUGCCUCUCGAGCUGGAGGUUUAACUGCGUUUUCACGCCAAAGUUAUUCGAACACAUAAUAGUUCGCGCCGAAGAAGACGACGAUGGGACAGGCAUUCAACAUACUGUUGAUGGCUUACUAGCAGGGCCAUACCUUCAUGACCUCAGGCACUUGCAUUUGAUAAUGGGAAAUGGGCCCGACUAUCCUAAGACGAUUUUAGAUAUGGUAAAGGAACUGCUUAGCCACACACCACUCCUUAAAAUCUUCACCUGGGAUUCCGAGCAUGGCGAAAUUCCCGUCUCCAUGCUGGUGCACCUGAGCAAGCAGUGCGCACAGCUCGAGGAAUUACACCUGAGCUCCGGGGUCACAGAGAAUCACUUCCGCUAUGGGCUCCGGAAUGUCCCGGAUAAGCCGGUCUUCGAAAACAUACGGAUUUUCACGUGUAGCAGCAUCGCGACUUGGCAUGCAUUCUAUAUCCUAAACCAAUGCCCGAAUGUCGAGAUCGUGGAAAUGACGCACAUGGAACACAUGCUGGCGCUGGGGUGGAUGCAUGGUGGCAACUACCAUGGACAUCUUAAAGCCCUGAUCGUCCGCGAGGAGUUCAUCCGCGCACGUUCUGGAAGACCACUGAAGAUGAUCAUGUGCUAUUCGCGAAUUGCAAGGGUGCUCUACGGGUGUGAGGUUUGUGAUAGCCCUGGGAUGAAUACGUACGAGCUACACAACGAUAAGUAUACCGAGGUAUGGCCUUGGGCCGCCGGCAGAGCCAGGCAGUUUCUCUAUCCUGGGCAAGUGAGACAUAUCACAUAUGAAUACCCUUACCCAGAACCGUCUGAAAUGGAUAUCCCAUCCCUAACUAUUAGAACAAUAUAUUAGCCCGGGCAUUUGCAAUGACCCAACCCCAGAGAUGUAUGCAUUCAAGGAUCGCUAGAAUCUUUGAUCAUUAUCAUCUCCAUUACAGAGAAGACAGGCUCUUGAAAGUGAGGCAC
Xylaria bambusicola is the source of this 1405-nucleotide messenger RNA. RefSeq lists its product as uncharacterized. Bases 339 to 1292 code for a protein of 317 amino acids. The transcript is spliced from 4 exons. The record is from RefSeq and is a predicted model, not a curated record. NCBI's taxonomy places the organism in Eukaryota, Fungi, Ascomycota, Sordariomycetes, Xylariales, Xylariaceae.